UAGCGAGCAUCUAUUCCGCGUGUUUGCAGCCGACAAAAACCAAACGAAGAAGAAGAACCGCUUGUGCGUGCGUAUCUUCCUUGCUAGUAACACAGUUUCGCGCUCAUCAACAACAGCAGAGGAAAAAGAUGGCAGAGAACGACGUUGAUAAUGAACUUCUGGACUACGAAGAGGACGAGGAACCCCAAGGACUCCCUGAGAGCGGCACCCCGGCGAGCAAAAAGGAGGUGAAGGGUUCCUACGUUUCCAUCCACAGCUCGGGUUUCCGAGACUUUCUCCUCAAACCAGAGCUGCUCCGAGCCAUCGUUGACUGUGGGUUUGAGCAUCCUUCAGAAGUUCAACACGAGUGUAUUCCUCAAGCUAUCCUGGGCAUGGACAUCCUGUGUCAGGCCAAGUCUGGUAUGGGAAAGACAGCCGUGUUUGUGCUCGCAACCCUGCAGCAGAUAGAACCGGUGGACGGGCAGGUGUCGGUCCUUGUCAUGUGCCACACGCGAGAGCUGGCCUUCCAGAUAAGCAAAGAGUACGAGCGCUUCUCCAAGUACAUGCCCACAGUCAAGGUGUCCGUGUUCUUCGGCGGCCUGGCCAUCAAGAAAGACGAGGACGUGCUAAAGAAGAACUGCCCCCACAUCGUUGUGGGAACUCCGGGCCGGACCCUGGCCCUCAUCCGGAACAAGACCCUCAGCGUGAAGAACAUUAAACACUUUGUGCUCGACGAGUGCGAUAAGAUGUUGGAGCAGUUAGACAUGAGGCGCGACGUUCAGGAAAUCUUCAGGCUGACGCCCCACGAGAAACAGGUCAUGAUGUUCAGCGCAACGCUAAGCAAGGAGAUCCGUCCCGUCUGCCGCAAGUUCAUGCAGGAUCCGAUGGAAGUGUUUGUGGACGACGAGACCAAGCUGACGCUUCACGGCUUACAGCAGUAUUACUGCAAGCUGAAGGACAGCGAGAAGAACCGGAAGCUGUUCGACCUGCUCGACGUGCUGGAGUUCAACCAGGUGGUGAUCUUCGUGAAGUCGGUGAAUCGCUGCGUGGCUCUGUCACAGCUGCUGGUGGAGCAGAACUUCCCCGCGAUAGCGAUCCACAGAGGCAUGGCGCAGGAGGAGAGGUUAUCCCGGUACCAGCAGUUUAAAGACUUCCAGAGGCGGAUCCUGGUGGCGACCAACCUGUUCGGCCGAGGCAUGGACAUCGAGCGGGUCAACAUCGUCUUCAACUACGACAUGCCGGAAGAUUCUGACACAUACCUUCACAGAGUGGCGCGUGCCGGCAGGUUCGGGACCAAAGGCUUGGCCAUCACCUUCGUGUCAGACGAAGCGGACGCCAAGACCUUGAACGAGGUGCAGGACCGCUUCGAGGUCAACGUCGCAGAGCUGCCAGACGAGAUCGACAUCUCCUCCUACAUUGAACAGUCCAGAUGAGUCCGACGUGUUCCCCCCAUGAAGACUGUGUGGCCCUCAUUGUUGCUGUGUUUUUUGGUGGAAUAUUUGUAUAAAUAUCCUCCUCCCAACAUGCACGUUGGCAAGUUUGUUAGUCAUUUUUUAAUUUUAAUGUCUCAUUGAAGAGUGCUGGUUUUAGUCCUUUUCCUUGUUGAAACCGUGAAUAUUGUUUUAUGUUUUUUUUUCUUUUGUUAAAGAAAUAAACUUUUUAACUUAUUUUCUUUUAUUUUACUUCUGUGUAUUGGGUUUUGAAUAUCUCAGAUGUUUUAAAGUAUUUCAGGUGUUGAAUCAAAGAUAUUGCUGAUGUAGUUUUGACUGUAGUGAUGAUACUCGCCAGCAGAGGGCGCUGUUGUCUGUACCGCGCAGCCGCCGUCGUCCCAGACAGCUGCUGACUUCAAACUGCCUGCCAAGAAGUAUAAUUUGAAACUGUACGAGUUGAGUUAAAAUAAAUCCUCACAUGAAACUUGAA
Molecule: messenger RNA, 1899 nt
Organism: Cololabis saira (Pacific saury)
Lineage: Eukaryota; Metazoa; Chordata; Actinopteri; Beloniformes; Belonidae
Product: ATP-dependent RNA helicase DDX39A-like
Exons: 10
Coding region: 129-1412 (427 amino acids)
Biological process (GO): mRNA splicing, via spliceosome; mRNA export from nucleus
Molecular function (GO): ATP binding; RNA helicase activity; RNA binding
Source: RefSeq, a predicted model, not a curated record